UGUUUCGUCCCACUCGAUUGCCGACUAUUCAAUAAAUUAUAACUCAGCUGACGUCCGGCAUAGAUCUAAAUAUUUUUAUGUAAUACACAAGUCGUACUAUUUUGUAGCGAUAAAUGAAAAAAAAAGAGCGCUGGGUUGUCACCUAAGCAAACAAAAGUGUCACGGACGGACAGGAUCUAUAGUUGCGCUGGGUGUUCGGGUUGGUGUGUUUAGUCUUUACGCAUACACUUCCCUUCGUUUCGCCCUUCAGCCAAAAAAAGAAAAACGACACGGCCAACAUGUGCGACGCAUCCGUAAUGUAUCCAGCAACGCGCAAUCAAGUUGCGUGUGUGCCAUAGAGUUGAGAUAUGUACUGUGCGUCUGCUCCACCGUAUGUCUUGUUUGUAUGGGUCGUCCCCCUUCGGAUUGGAACUGUUGAAAAGGCGAUUGAUGUGAAAUCACGUGACUCCAGCCUUUGGAAUUCCAGAUUUGUCAUCGAUGUUAUUCAUUCCCCAUCUGCAUCAACUACCGACCGGAUCCUUAUAUGGAAAGGUUAUAAAGGAUGAUCAGGGUAUGCGGGUUGGAGAAUUUAUUCGAAAGAUCGUUAAGAACGAAAAGAAUGCGGAUAACCGCGCGGCUUCAACUUGACUGAUGUGCACGCACAGCCACUGCAGGAUUAGAUGACGCAGACGCAGCCGCUAGAUUCCACUAGACAUGCCGGAGUGAGACUGUCCGAUGUUGGAAAGAGAGACGCCGAACAAACACGACGCCGAUUCCCACAGCAUUCAGUGUCUGGCCGUCUUUCGUAUCCAAUGGAUGUGCAGCCAUAGUCUCUUGGGCUACAUCUUCCACGAUUGUCGUCACGGGAGCCGGUCAAACAUUUUUGUUUUUUUCUUUCGUUUGUUACAAACGACUGUUGCUGGAAAUUGGACGUUUAGUAGACGGGGGCCGAGAGCAUCCGUCAGCUGCCGGAGGAUCUUCCUUUUUUCAUUGGAUACCGAUUGCUUUGGCCGUCAAGCCAGCCAAAAAAAAAAAAGCUUCAUGUCGGAGAUGGCAGUCGUCUCGUUAAUAGAUUGCUUGUGAACAGCACGUGACGGACAAGCAUACAAUACCGUUGCCGUAGCACGUCCUUCAACUCCAAUUUAAAAAAAAAAAAAAGAACAUGUAAAAACUUUCAGAAUUCGACUAGCAUCAACAAUACGUCGGGAUAAAAAAAAAGGGGUUUACUAAUUCAAGAUAUUGUCCGACAUCACUCGUCGUUUACAUUUGAAACUUUUCACGAAAAAUUGUGAAUGCAAUCAGAAAAGCAUAGAGUUCGUGUAUAAAAAGGUCGCCAUGUCAAUGAUGCCCGACGAUGUCGCCAACGAUUCGCAUUGGUCGGCGAUGGACGAAGACGAUGAACUCAGCGAUGGUUAUGUGGCGUACAGUGAACGACUCGAGACGUACAUCGUGCCCGUAGUGUUCGGUAUCAUCUUCUUAGUGGGUGUCAUCGGCAAUGGCAGCCUCAUAUACGUCCUGUGUCGCCACAAAUCGAUGCGCAGCGUGCCCAACACGUUCAUCUUUAACUUGGCCGUCGGCGACCUCCUCAUUCUCAUCUGCACCGUCCCCUUCACUUCCACCAUUUACACGCUCGACUCUUGGCCCUACGGCGAGUUUGUCUGUAAAGCCUCUGAAUUUGCCAAGGAUACGUCAGUAGGCGUUUCCGUUUUCACGCUGACGGCGCUCAGCUUCGAUCGGUACACGGCGAUUGUACGACCCGUCCAGUCGUUUGUCAGUGGCCCCAGGUCCAAAUUGGUCAUCGUUUGUCUCGCGGUCAUCUGGCUGGCGUCGUUGGUGCUCGCACUGCCGGCCGUCUUCUUCUCGCAUUUGCUCAAGCAUCCCGGCGAGCGCAUUCCGGACUCGGAGCGGGAAGUCGAUGCUAAUGGAACAAUGAUUGGCCCCACCCAUAGGGAAAUUCACAUUUGCUAUCCUUUCCCCCAAGAAUUCGGACCAGACUAUCCGAGAAUGGUCAUCCUCCUCCGCUUUCUUCUUCAUUAUUUCCUACCCCUCAUCACUAUAGGCACGUUCUACGCAAUCAUGGCCCACCAUCUCCUGCGCAGCGUUCAAAAUAUCCCAGGCCAGGCCAUGUUGACAACAUCUGCGCGUCAUCGAUACCAGACAGAAGCCUCUUCAUCUAAUCAGUCUGAGCCAACCGUUUUACUCCAGCCACAACAGCAGCCGAAUCAGAAUCGAGCACGUCGCAAACUCGCAAAGAUGGUGCUGUCUUUUGUCGUUCUGUUUGCCGUCUGUUUCUUGCCGAUUCACGUCUACUUCAUGUGGUUCUACUUCAACCCGAACUCGGAGGCUGAGUACAACGCUUUUUGGCACGCAUUAAAGAUAUUCGGAUUUGUCCUGGCGUACACGAAUUCGUGCAUCAAUCCCAUCGCGCUCUACUGCGUUAGCACGAGCUUCCGCAAACAUUUCAACCGAUUACUCUGCUGUUGCGGGGCAGAUCAGGCCGGCAACCACUCGGGCCCAGCCAGCUAUUGCGGUGGCUCGAUGUGCGCGGGCAACGCGGCUAGCUACAGCCGUGCCGGCGCUACGGCUGUAACGGACGAUCCUACAGCCUUCACUCGUCACUCGAGUAGUCGGCGACAAAAUACUAUGCUCACAUCAGUCAGCCGUCGACAUCCGCAGGCUGAAAAUCUAAAAAAUGUCGAUGGCGAUUAUCCGCUCAACGAGUUGCAACGUCAACUCCAUCAGCCAACGGCAGUGCGCACACAAUCUAGUUGUUGAUUUACGGAAUCCGAUAGAUCUGAAUGCAUUUUUUUUUUUGGAGGAGGGAAUCAAAUUUGGCGCCUUUGCAAUUUGUAUGAUGUUUGUCGUACACAUUUCACACAGGUCCCAUCACACAAUUUCUUUUCCAUUGGUUGACGGAAUGCUUCCUCACAUAAACGUGUAAUGUUGUCACGGGCGAGCUGCAGAUUAUUAAUAUUUUUGUUUGUUUAUCUCUUUUAAUCUUUUAAAAUCGAAUUCUGAACUUUCAUCACAUUGAUCUAGAACAGGACCUGUGUAAUAUUUUCUGUUUGAUCCUUGAAUCUUUUUUGUUUAUUGGUUUCUGCUUGCUGUAUAACCUCCUGAGCUGUCACCACUCCACUCCCUUGGAGCAUCUCUCUGUGGUUAAGAACCACACAAAUUUGUCGGGUUCUGUGUUAGUGUUUCGAUCAAGAGCAGACAGUAAUGUUUUUAUUUAGAUUUUCAAUUGUGUAUUCGAGUUCGUUCUUCACCAGUGCGACCCCUUUUGAUUUUUCUUUCCUAUUGUUAUUGUUGUAACAACCCCCAUACACCUAACGAAAGAGACAAUAACAAAUAAACGGUAGAACGCGGCCACGACGUCUACAUAAACACUU
Messenger RNA from Daphnia carinata, 3368 nucleotides. Its product is annotated as neuropeptide CCHamide-1 receptor-like. Gene Ontology annotation, cellular component: membrane. Gene Ontology annotation, molecular function: neuropeptide Y receptor activity. The coding region runs from base 1315 to 2754 and encodes 479 amino acids. Gene Ontology annotation, biological process: G protein-coupled receptor signaling pathway. The record is from RefSeq and is a predicted model, not a curated record. NCBI's taxonomy places the organism in Eukaryota, Metazoa, Arthropoda, Branchiopoda, Diplostraca, Daphniidae. The transcript is spliced from 10 exons.